Molecule: messenger RNA, 5994 nt
Organism: Chroicocephalus ridibundus (black-headed gull)
Lineage: Eukaryota; Metazoa; Chordata; Aves; Charadriiformes; Laridae
Gene: CHDH
Product: choline dehydrogenase
Exons: 10
Coding region: 702-2537 (611 amino acids)
Cellular component (GO): mitochondrial inner membrane
Molecular function (GO): flavin adenine dinucleotide binding; choline dehydrogenase activity
Source: RefSeq, a predicted model, not a curated record
CACAGGGAGCGCCCCCACCCUCAGCGCCGGGCAGCUGCGACGAGGCUUCCCGCGGAGGGCGAGUGAGUGUGGCGGCAGCCGGUGGGCUGAGGGGGCUCUGAGGGGAGAGUUCCUGCGAGCCGUGAGGAGGAAAGGGCGGGAGAGGGGAGCGAGGCCGCGGCGGGACUGGAGCGAGCGGUGGCUGCGGGCGCUCGGCCCUCUCAGCUCCACCGCCGCUGGCAGCCCCCCCCACACAAGCUGUUCUCAGGGAAGGAGAAAGACGUGGCCCGUGCGUGCCCUCGUCCUGCGGAGGGGAGCGGGGCGGGAGCCCGACACGGCCCCGGAACUUUGUGAGGAGCAAGAGGCGUCGUGGGCGCCCCAGAGCAGGGUCUGGGCUGCCCGCAGAGCUGCGGGGUUGUACGGCAGCCUGAGGGCCUGGGCCGGCUGAUAAAAGUUUGUUCAUAAAGGAGGAAAUGGAUCAGUUUAGAGGAAUGGGAUAGGACAGUGCUCUUGCAGGAGGAUCACGUGUAGAUGAGAGCAGGUCUGUUCACUGAUUCCUGAGAAGCAUCUUGCUACAUGUUCAUAAAGAGGUCUAUGAUAAGUGAGAAUCCAGAUGAAGACAUGCAGUAAUAUCCAGUAAGGCCCAGAAGACAACUUUUUGUUGGUGGCUGAAACACUGGAUUUUUGUUAGCAGUUCGGCAAGAGUGAUACUAUCAGUAAAGAUGUCAUACUUAAUGAAAGGAGUGAAAUGUUGCAGUCCUAUGAAUCAGAUGCACAAAGUAACAGGAACUCUAUUUAAGGCACACAUAUUAAAGAACACAUUGGGCAUCAAUGAACAACAAUUCAAAAUUUCACGUACAUUAUCUCAACUUAGUUCUGAAAAGGCAAACUCUUACACUUACGUCAUUGUUGGAGCUGGAUCAGCAGGGUGUGUACUAGCCAACAGGUUGACUGAAGACCCUCUCAGUACUGUACUACUUUUGGAAGCAGGCCCUAAAGAUACCCUUCUAGGUAGUAAAAGACUGAUGUGGAAGAUUCAUAUGCCUGCUGCAUUAACAUACAACCUCUGUGAUGAGAAAUAUAACUGGUAUUACCACACAACAUCACAAAAGCAUAUGGAUAACCGAAUUAUGUACUGGCCUCGAGGAAGAGUGUGGGGUGGCUCCUCUUCUCUCAAUGCCAUGGUAUACAUUCGUGGGCAUGCAGAAGAUUAUAAUCGAUGGAGCAGGGAAGGAGCAAUAGGAUGGGACUAUGAACAUUGCUUGCCCUAUUUUAAGAAGGCACAGUCACAUGAACUGGGGCCAGAUCAGUACAGAGGUGGAAAUGGACCCCUGUAUGUGUCAAGAGGGAAAACAAACCAUCCUCUUCAUCAUGCAUUCCUGGAGGCAACCCAGCAAGCUGGGUAUCCCUUCACAGAUGAUAUGAAUGGCUAUCAGCAAGAAGGAUUUGGCUGGAUGGACAUGACUGUACACCGAGGUCAAAGAUGGAGCACAGCUAGUGCUUACCUUCGCCCAGCCAUGUCACGCCCAAAUUUGUCAGUUGCAGAGAAGACACUUGUAACAAAAAUCUUGUUUCAAGGAACAAAAUCCAUCGGUGUCGAGUAUGUGAAAAAUGGGCAAAGGAAAAAGGCUUUUGCCAGUAAAGAAGUUAUUUUAAGCGGAGGUGCCAUAAAUUCUCCACAGCUGCUUAUGUUGUCUGGGAUUGGCAAUGCAGAUGAUCUAAAAAAACUGGGGAUCCCUGUUGUUUGCCAUCUUCCUGGAGUAGGACAGAACCUUCAAGAUCAUUUAGAAGUGUACGUCCAGCAAAAGUGCACCAAACCUAUUACUCUAUAUAAUGCGCAAAAGCCAGUUAACAUGGUGAGGAUUGGUCUAGAAUGGCUUUGGAAGUUCACAGGUGAGGGAGCCACUGCCCACUUAGAAUCUGGUGGUUUUAUCCGAAGUGAACCAGGGGUUCCUCACCCUGACAUUCAGUUCCACUUUCUCCCUUCUCAGGUGAUUGAUCAUGGUCGGGUUGCUUCCACAAUGGAAGCUUACCAGGUCCAUGUGGGACCCAUGAGGAGCACAAGUGUGGGCUGGCUAAAGCUGAAGAGUACAGACCCAAAUGACCAUCCUAUCAUUGAGCCUAACUACAUGUCAACAGAAAGAGACAUUUGGGAAUUCCGCCAGUGUGUCAAGUUGACCAGAGAGAUCUUUGCUCAGAAAGCUUUUGAAAAAUUUCGUGGGCCUGAAAUUCUACCUGGAAAACAUGUUCAGUCUGACAACGAAAUAGACGCUUUCAUAAGGCAGAAGGCUGAUAGUGCUUAUCAUCCUUCUUGCACCUGUAAAAUGGGUCAGCUUUCAGAUAGCACUGCUGUAGUUGAUCCCCAAACAAAAGUAAUUGGUGUUGAAAACUUGAGAGUAGUAGAUGCUUCAAUAAUGCCCAGUGUUGUCAGUGGAAAUUUGAAUGCUCCAACUAUCAUGAUAGCAGAGAAAGCUGCAGAUAUAAUUAAGGGCCUCCCAUCGCUUCAGGAGAAAAACAUUCCUGUAUAUAAGCCCAAGACCUUGGAAACACAGAGAUAAACAAACGUUCUCAUCCUUUCACAUCUUCUUACUUAGGCUUUCAUCAGCAUGUUGGUAUCUCAUGCUGAACAUGCCAACAAAAUAAAUACCAUGCAAAACAACAUGCCCUAUUAAAGUAACUGUUAAUUCAAACCAUUCUCUUAUAUUAGACUACCUAUUCAUUCUUUUAAUCAGUUGGAUUAAGCUGCUUACUUUAGUUAAACAUGACCUUUUGCAGUACAAUUCAAUUUUUUUGUUGACGAGAAGCUAUUUCUAAAUGACAAGACAGUUAUGCACAUAAUCCAGAAAUACUACACAGUUGCAUGAGGAACGGAAGAGAUUAAUGUGUGCUAUUCUGAAAAUCAUUAUGGUAUGGUUUGUUAUUUAAAGGAAGGAUUUUAACUGCUGUGAGAGAGUCACCCAGGAUAACAGUUAGUCAGUAAUCCCCACAGCCUGCAAGGAAUCUUAAGCAAAUGUAAGCAUUUAUACAAUUGCAUAUUCAUAGGCCAAAGUAGUACGUAUCAGAAUUCAUAGGACAGAGAGGAACCUGCACGUGUUUGGAAUUUGUCAAAUGUGGGGUUUUAUGAGAGGAAUGCAGAGUUUACAAAUCCUCACUUAGAUUUAAGACUUCACCAUACUUAGCAGCCCUAAAACUGUAUAGUAUCGAUAAAGAAUACAUACAUUGUAUUUAUCAGAAACUUAUUUUUCUAAAAAAUACAGAACAGGAGCUGAUAUUUAUAAAAAUAUACUGGAAAACUGAAAUUUCUCCUUGCCUUUUUUUUUUUUUUUUUUUGCAAGGAGGUUAGUAGAAUUCAGUUCACAAUCUGAUUUAGUUGCAUCACUUUAUCAUUUAGCACAGUUAGAGAUCUGUGCUUCCUAUAACGUCCUUAAAGUUACUGGUCUUUGCUUAAAGAUGAGUCUUUGCAAAAGGUAUUUCUCAGGAAAUAUUCUGAAUGGUGCCUUACUAUUACUCAAAUUUUAGUAAAAAAAAUUACAGCCAAGGUAGGUUUAAAAUGAAUGCUUACUCAAAAUAACUACAUAAGUUCAGAUAUCGAUGAUACAGGAAGAGAUCUUUUUUGAAUUAGAAGGCAAGUAACUUAUGCAGUGAACCAGUGCUGUGUUUUAGUUAGGAUUUAAAUCUUUGUUUUACUGUUUUCAGAUGUGCAAAGCAAGAUAUGUGAUCUUUCAUGGCUGUUUUCUGUGUCAAUCUAACUUUCAGAUACUGAUUUUUUUUUUCAAAACCAUAAAGAAACUGAACUCAAUGAAUCCAUUGAAUCAUUUGAAUUUGUUAAGUAUUCCAAAAUAACGUCUGAGCUGCUGUCAAAUUAUAAAGCAAAAGCUUCUGUAGCCUAAGAUUACUUAGGACUUGUGGUAAACAGAAUAAACUUUUUUUUCAGAAAAAGUGGAAUUUUGAACCAUUUGAGCAGAUUGAGCAUUGAGCAGAAAAAAAACUUUGCUGACUCGGAUGUUUGCUAGAGGGACAACUGCAGCUGUUUAAGGCAGCCACUUCUACCUGGUGCUGUGUGCUGUAAGGCAGUGGUUGUAAGCCCCGCUGCUAACUGAGGGAAAGGACUUGAUUCGUUAGAGUAUCUGCAUAAAGACAAACAAAAAUACUGAAGAUGGAACAUGAUAGCAGUGCACUCUGCUCCAAAAAGAUACAGGUAAACCCUUUCUAUGUGUGUAAUGCAUUCUUUUGGAAUGAGGGGAAGAGCAAGAAUAUUUUAAGGCAUAGGUGAUUGAUUAGCUGUGUUAGUAAGACAAUUCAUCUGAUGCAACUGUGCAUUUGGGGAAAGCAUGAACUGUGUAUGGUGCACCUUUUUAGGGCAAAGUUUUUAUUCAGCACCUGUGCUUUUGAGAUUUUCAUUUAAAGGUAUUCAGUAGGUAUCUUAGUGUCAUUUGGAAUACAAAGUAUUAGGAUACUCAGAAUAAUAUAUACUGCUGAGACUUACCGCAGUUCUGUGCAGUUGAGAGGGGAAGCAAUUUGGAAAGAUGGAAUACUGAAGUUCCUGCAUUUGUAGAUUUACAAGACGGGUUUCCACUCUAGGCAUGCAAGAUCGGAAUUGUUAUUAUGCAACUGCAGAGGAUUAACCAGCUACUGUCUGACAUAACUUAUUACUGAACACACACACAGAGCUACCCUCUGCCAUUAUGUAAAGCUCUAAAAGAUGAGGAAAUGGCUCAGUUAGAUAUACAUGCCAAAGUGCGUGUCAUGUUCAGGUAUACAUUGCUGCAUUGUGCAAUCGGAUAAUCGGGCAUUUUUUCUGAAACAUCAUCACCUUUUCUUGCAGUUCUAAACAUACAUAGACACCUUGCAAACUCCUCCCCUUCUAAACAUUUAAAUGGUUUCAUUGCUGUGAACUGCAGUUGCUUUAUUAAUUUAGAGCUCACUGCUAUAGGAUGUUGAGGCACCUUCAUGACAUUCCUUUGAUGCAGCACUAAAGAAAUGGCUCAGGUACUUGAAAGUUCUGUUGCACUGGAGAAAUCUUUAGGUAGCAUCAAGCUACCGUUAGUUUCUCCUGCAUUGUAUCUGGUUUCCGAUACUGAAUUCCUGUUAAAACGCUUCUUCUAGCAGAGUCAAGUCUGCUAGGGGAUAUUUAGAACAGGUACAAGAUAUUUUUACAUGGUCUGAAGAGCAGUGGCAGUCUGCUAGCUAAAAUUAACCAUCUUUUACACUUAUCGGAUUGCAGAGCACAGGCUAAUAAUAUGAGAAUUUAACUCAUUUAACAAAAUAAUACAGUGUAUAAUUGAAUAUUAUUCCCGGUUCUGCCCACACACAAUUUAUUCUAUAAAUGCAUAGAUGAUACUGCAUUAUGUAUUCAAAAACAGUUAACUGUGAAAGCUGUUUGAUGUAAGAAUUUGGAGUUACUAGACCUGCCAGCAUGGCUUGAACCAGCAGUGGUACUGCGAGUGACAACACCAGCAUUUCCAUGGUAAUAUCUUGCUGCAGAUGCUGCUGACGCAGUUGGAGGUCUCUGGCUGGGGACAAUGAGAUUAAGAAAGAAAAGUGACCAAAAAAUGCUUAUGUUGUACACAUAUUUCAGUUCAAGUUGCUUCAGUACGAUUAAGUGCUUUUAAAAGCUGCAGAAAACAGCAGUAUUUAUAAAACUGCAUUAUAUUUAAUUUAUGUAAGGCCACUCAAGGUUUUGUACACCAGAACUUUUCAUAUUUCUGCAGCUUAAAAUCCUUUCCAAGUGUCUGAUUUCAUUUAGUCUGCAAUCAAAUGAGGCAGCUAUAUAUAAACACCGAAAAGCUGGAAAGUGGGCUUGGAACAUAUUUUGAACGAAAUACAGAACAUAAAAAUAUAAUAUAGAAAUUAUAUAUAAAGAAUAUAGAAACAUAUUUUGAGGAAUAAUAAAAGCAUUUAUGCAUUGUUUAAAAAUAUAGUUAAAAUGAAGUUAUUGUAGAGAGAACACAAGCGUAUCUUAUUACAGUAUUAUAAUUUUUAGUCUCAAUUCUUCUGUCAUCCAAGCUCCAAAAA